Molecule: messenger RNA, 1041 nt
Organism: Guillardia theta CCMP2712
Lineage: Eukaryota; Cryptophyceae; Pyrenomonadales; Geminigeraceae
Exons: 1
Coding region: 1-1041 (346 amino acids)
Source: RefSeq, a predicted model, not a curated record
AUGCAUCUCGAUCAUGAUGCUCGUGUUGUGAGGGAUUGCUUCUACUGCAGAUCGAACUGUGUUGAGAAGGGCCUGGCGGCCAAGGAUUCUAACGGUGCGCCGUGGCUAAGGUUUAUGUGUAGCGGGUGCUCUAAGAGGAUGAUAACCUCCAACUCAUCUUACGAAGCCUUGCCCCUGCGGUCUCGUUGCUUCUACUGCACCAGAAAGGUCUCCACUUCCAUGGCCAGGAGGUAUGGAAACCUGGAAAACCGCCUCUGCUGCUACCACAUAGACAUGGCAGACGAGAUGGCUGCGCAGAAGUUGCGCAAGUCAUAUGUCUCCUCUCAACUAGUGGAGAGUGCCUGCCACCUGAAUCUUCCUCCCAGUCAUGCUGUAGGUUGUGAAGCCUGGGGUGAAGGAGCUUGCUCGGAAUCUUCAGCGCCGUCCAUGGCUGACAGGAGCUCUGACGCUGGGCAGCACAUGCUGAGACCGUACACAAAGCAGAAGCCGCGGGCAUGGCAAGAGACGAAGCGAGCAAGGAGUCUCCGUCAUUACUCUGCCAUCUAUUACGUUCGGAAUCGAGAGAAAGUGCUGGCAAGGAGGAGAAUCCGGAAGGCGAUUCAUAAUCUGCAGUCUUCAAACUCAACGGUCAGCUCACCGCAGGGCCUGGAGGCUCUUGCGAAGAAGCUAGAGAGCAAUGAGCUGAAGCUUGUCUUUUGCUGCUGUCAUGCCGAGCGUGGGGAGAGGAAGGGACGCAUGUCGAGCAGCAUGAGUGGGGGAGAGCUGAACCAGCCGGCGGAGGACAGGACGGUUCAACAUCAACAAUCUGUUACUGCAGGCUUGUUCGAUAGGCUGCAAGGUUACGCCGAGUGCAAAUGGUGCCUGCGCUAUCACCAUCACAUGCAACGUUGCCAACAACUCUCGAUGCAGCAGUUGCUUCCUGGUGCUGAAAGCAAGCAGUACGCCGAAGACAAGGAGCAGCUGGAGUUUGAACGAGAGUGGUCGAGGAGGAAGCAGCUUCUCGGGCUCGACUUUGAUUUCUUGAGCAGCCUCUCCUCUUGA